Messenger RNA from Mycena citricolor, 213 nucleotides. The record is from the annotation of a GenBank genome assembly. Lineage: Eukaryota; Fungi; Basidiomycota; Agaricomycetes; Agaricales; Mycenaceae.
GCAUCGACUAGGAGAGUCUAAAAACCCCAUCCUACCCUCAUUCCUUCACUUUCAUGGACUACCACCGCUCACAGGCCAGGAUCUCUGCUGAUCAGCAGCAGUACACGUCGAAUAUCCAGCGGAGUCUAAUAGCAUGCAAUAAUUGCCGCCAGAGCAAGACCAGAUGCAAUCCUCCGUCAGAUGGUAAAAAGCAGGGGCCUUGCGAGCGCUGUG